UUUUUUUUGUUAUUAUUAUUUUGUUUUCCGCAUUCCCGCCCGUCCUCCUACCGUCGAACUUCGUCAUUACCAAACGCUAGGCUAGUUUCCCAGCGGAUAGUGACAGGGACGACAUCAACAGCUGCAACAGAUAAACUAUCGGGAACGAGUAUUGAAGCCAGUCAGCUUCUAGAUUUUCAAGGAGCAGCAUUGACGGUAUCGCUACCAAAGAAAGGAACUGGCAGCUAUAUUCAAACCAUUGACCCAUGACAUACGGCUGUUCAUAGUCACAAUACGCCAUCACGUCAGCAGCAGCCAAGCCCGUCUGUUGACAUUAAGCCCAAAAAAGACCUCAACUUGGCCCUGGAUUGAUAUAUUGCAAAACCCCAUCGAUCUCAACCUGAGCGUUUUUUUUUUCUUUUUUUUUCUUCUUUUUGGUGCGUCGUGUGCACCUUUCUCAGCUACAUAGUCGUCGUGGCGUGGCGUUUCUGCUCCCUCGUUUCGCCCAAGACACAAAAUCAAGCGAAUAGACAGGACGGACCAGCCGGCACACCCCUACCAAGGUUCCUCCCGUGUCCCUGUCCAAGGUCCAAUCCUGCCCAACCUGGAUCUGGUUUGGCUUCGACUGGGGUUCCCACUCGCACGGCACGCACCCCUCGCCGUCAGCCAGCAGUAGCAAAGACGCACGGGGUCGCUUCAGCAGCGGAGCCUGUCGACUUAAAUUCGGCCCGCGCGCACCGACUCUUGACUUCUUCAUACCACAGACCUCGCCAGUCAGCAUUGGUCACAUCAGGUUAGGUCAGGUCAGCCAUAGUCAUCAGCUUAACAAGCAGUGCAGCAUCCCUGCUUGGUGAUCCCGACGUUCUGUUAUCACGUUGCUUCACUGCUUCAACUCUCACCCAAGACUGUCGGCUCGUCACUAUUCAACUAAAGCCAGGAUUCUCACGACGCGCAGUCGGCGUUCUGGCGACCUCAGUCAUCCACCACCGUAGCAUGGCCGAUGACCUUCGCAGACGAGGGCUACAACCCCGCGAUCCACGCGACGACACACAGUAUCCCAAGCAAGAGGACGACGACAGACUGAGGACUCAACCACCACAACACCAUCGUUCCAACGGAUCCAACAUGGCCGCCGCCGGUCCUAUCACCCUUCCGUCUAUCCAUGACUACCCUCCCACUGCUCAAAGGGGACCUCCUCCACCCCAUGACCAGCCGCGGUCGGCGUACUCGCUAUCUCCCACCGAGAGCGACAAUGGACCUCCGCCACCCGGGCAAGCUUACCACCUCCCGCCAGUGCAUGCAAUCGACGGCAGGGGACCACCACAACCUCAAGACCCCAGGCAUCUCCAAGGCAGUCAUCGACCCGCGCAGGCCGAGCCAAGGAACCCCUAUUACCCUGGACCGCCACCACCGCCACGUCAGGGCGGUUACCCGCAAGAUGGUGGUUAUGCUCCGGUCUACACCUACCAUCAGGCACCGCCCGGGGCCAUAAUGGGACCUUUCGACUACCGCAACGUACCGAAUGCUCAACAGGCCAGCGCGCCCAGGCAGCGAACUUCUAUUGCUUGCCGGUACUGCCGGAAACGCAAGAUCCGCUGCAGCGGCUACCAAACUACAGCCGAUGGCAAAUGUAUGAACUGCAAAAAGACUGGAAACGACUGCGUUUUUCAGCCGGUUUCUAGUGGCACGACUGCCUUUGUGCCCGUCUCUGCUAUUCCUGGAGGUGUCGCACCUGGUACCCAACUCUUUGGUGCUUUUGGACAACCUCUUGGGCCUCCCCCGGGUCCCGGUCCUCACAAUGUUCCACAUCACCUGCAGCCUCCGCAUCCGAUGCAGCAGCCGCACCAAAUGCAAACGCCACCUCAGAUGCCACUUCCUUCGCCGACUGGAAGCUACUACGACGAGAGGAUGGAGGGCAGCAGGAGGAGGCCUCGUGGUCCUGAGGACGACCACCAACAUGGGCCACGCCUGCCGCCUCCUCACCCUCACCAGCAGGAGGAGGACCCCCGUAGACGCUCCCCUGCCUCUGCGCAGAGCAGCACUCCGCCAACUGUCUACCAUGCUUACUCACGCAACGACAGCAGCACCCCGCCGACUGCUCCCUACCACCAUCAGUCGCACCCGCUUCAGCACCUCCAGCACCAGCAAGCGCCGCCUCAUCUCCAGGCUCACCACCAGCAGACUGACCGCCCUAUGCCCGGUCAUUUUGCCCGCCGCGACAGCCCGGGAGCCGCACCACAGCCCCCGCAUAUUCAGCAGGGCCCUCCGCCUCCACCGCAGGCUCCGCGACAGCCCUCACCCAACCAGGCUACUUCGCCCUCUUCAAAGGGAAUCAUGAGCCUGAGCGCUCUCAUUGACCACAAGUCUGGUCCAUCGAGCAGCGAUCCUCGAGGCAACAACAUUGACAACUCAAUGCUCGGACGACUCAACGGCCGGCGCUAGAGGCAGCCUGAUCCUGGCGAGUUGGCCUUUGUCCAUAUGGCAGACCCGAUACCCGCUGUUGAAUCUGGGCCCGAGCGGAAGCAGAAGGAGCCGAGCGAUGCAUGCAUAGCAGCAGGCGCACCAUGGAAGAGACGACGUAUCUGAUGAUUAUACUGCGGGGGAAGUUUGGAGGAAAAGAGACCGGACCAAAGAAAGUGCCAGAUUUCCCCUGAGCAACCCAUCACUCCAUACCCAGAUUGCAUCAAACUCAUCUCAUGUUCGCCGAACGACGACUCGAGACAGUUCAUCACCGACCGAGGCCGUCGAAAGAGGUCUGAAUUACACAGACGGAGAGCAAACUACACCCAAGACUUGGUCAAUUUUCCCCAUUACGUAUCUGUCACGCCCUUGUGCUUUAUGACGAACACUACGAUUCCCCCUUUCGUUUUUGUUUCUCUUCAAUUUUUUCUUCUUUAGGCGGAGGAGUUUGACAAAAAAAGAGAAAAUAGUGACUCGAUGAGAAGAGUUGAAUCGCCUCACGGCGGACUGCUGGGGUUCGGUUGAUGAUGUAAAAACCCCCUUGAAUCUUUGUGUGUUUUCCUCUGGUUGAUACCAGAGCCAAAGAAGCUAAGCGAUCGCGCACGCGUCUUUUUAUUUAAAUGCUUGAUUGAGUGCUUUUAUUUUGCCGAAUUUAUGGCUGGGCGGAGGGCUUUUCUCGUCUUCUUUUGUUAUUUAUCACUCAAUAUGUACCCACUGGGGGGUCCUUGCAGUUCUUAUGGUGUGGAUUUGUUACUUUUUGGGAUAUCCCAACAGGGCUCACCUGUUAGCAACUACUACUUUGGUGUCUUUUUGGUCAUAUUUCUGUUUGGAUGCUAGCAGGCGUCGCUUUUUUGAUCGCCAGCCAAGAAUGCUGAGUUUCUAUGAACAAAUUAUCAGAGCAGAGCCUCUUUUUCUUUUAUUCGUGUGUGUGUGUGUGUGUGGGGGGG
Pyricularia oryzae 70-15 is the source of this 3386-nucleotide messenger RNA. RefSeq names its product C6 zinc finger domain-containing protein. The record is from RefSeq and is a predicted model, not a curated record. The coding region runs from base 973 to 2421 and encodes 482 amino acids. Gene Ontology annotation, molecular function: zinc ion binding; DNA-binding transcription factor activity, RNA polymerase II-specific. The transcript has 4 exons. Lineage: Eukaryota; Fungi; Ascomycota; Sordariomycetes; Magnaporthales; Pyriculariaceae. Gene Ontology annotation, biological process: regulation of DNA-templated transcription.